UCAAAAUGUCACCAACAGUCAACCUUCCAGCGGAGUAUUGCAAAAUUCAAGGGUCCUCCAGUUGAGUCAAUAAAAUUGUUGAAUGAGCAAAUAAUAUUAGUUUUUCCACCAAGAAAUCGUACCGAGUGUUCUUCGAGAAGAUUGUCUCGUCGCGGAAAACUAGUGGAAUCAAAAAAGAUGCAUUUAAUGAGACGUCGUUACAAUAACAGUAGACGCACCGACGGCUAGGGGUAAGUACGAGAUUGUGAUCACAUCUGCCUACCUCCCGGGCGAUACGGAUAUAGCACCACCUCCUGCAAUCGAUUCCCUCAUGAAGUACUGAAGAAGUAAAAACAAGCCAUUCAUCAUUGGAUGUGAUGACAAUGCACAUCACACAAUAUGGGGUAGCAUGGAUUUAAAUAACAGAGGACCUUUGAACAAAAAUGUAAAUAGCAUCAACAUUCAAAAACAACUGGAACCAAGCAAGAAGAUGAUGUCAUUCCACACUGACAUAUAAGUAAAACUUGUUUCUAUGCUGCACCAUCUAUUUUUAUCGAAUCCAUCCAAUAGUGGAAUCCAGGUUUAUUGAGAUUGUGCAGUAAAAUCCCUAUGGUCCGCAUGUAGUUUGUUGUUAGUGGUGGUUGAUUCCGGAGAAUGGCCGAGGCGAUUAUUUCCGACUGGAUUUCCGACUACGAAUCACUGCAGGAUUCCGAGCUGCGAACGUUUGUCGCACAGCAUGAAAAUGACUUCGAAAUAUCCAAAGCUCUGUACACGGUCCUGAACGAGCGUGCCAAGUAUAAAGAUCUCAUUUAUCCGAUCUGCAAUCAGCUGUGCAAUAUCUAUCGAUCGAACGAGAUUGAGCUGCGACGGUUUGCGUUGCAGUUUGUACCGAUACUUAUAUACCUGUAUUUGAACUCGGUAGCCCAGGGCGAUAAGAGGGGCAGUCGGCCGAUCGAAACUUUGUUGAUUUGCAUUUACAACAUCGAGGUCAGUUCUAACGAUGGUAGUCCGAAAGCGGUUUCCUUCCGGAUGCCGGUGCUGGCGCAUGCAUCCAUCUAUCACGAGGAGAAAAGUCUCCAUCCCAUCGACCUGCGGCGUUGGGAGGAAAACAGCAAUAAGGAGGUCAGUUGGGGUCCGCUUCCAUCGAUAGAAUCGAUUAAUGCGCAGAACCGCCUAAAGGUGAUGACGGCCCUUCUUUUCACCUACAACCAGCAGCUCAACCAGAUUCGCAAACCUGCCCUCUAUCAUCUUUGCAAGACUACUUCGCAGCUAGUGAACCAAGGUUUCUCGAAACAGGGCCACGUGCAUCGCCCAUCAUACGGAACAGAUCCAACGUCGCCACAGCAGGGAAGUGCAACAACUUCCCCUUCCCAGCUACAGAAUCCGGCCUCGCUGUCCACUGCAAGUAGACCUCUUCCGAGAAUAACAGUUAGUUCUCAGUUCUUGGUCGAGCUCGCACACGCCAACUAUUUUGCCAUGUUCAACGAAUUUGCGUCAGCCGCCAUCGAGGCCGUGAACGAUCUGCACAAUCGAGCUUGCUACGAGAUGCUGCCCGAGGUGAUAUUGGUUACGAACGCAAUACGGAAUUCUUUGCAGGCUAAUCCUUCCGGUCAACCGAGCGACGGCCCAAUGGGUAUUAGCGUAGCACUGACGCCGGCGACAGCCACAGUGACUGUGUCCAAGUCCAUGAUUACUAACGCAUCGUUCCGAACGAAAAAGUUACCAGACGAUAUUCCCAUUCAGGGCCCGAAGGAGGAGAACGGUCAGCUUAGUAGUAUCAACGAGGAGAGCGAAAGCGGUGAUGGGCCUAAAACAGCAACUGGCACUGGUGCCGGCCCUGGCGGAGGCGGUAAGGUAAAAGAUUCCAAAACUCACAAGGUCCUCGUUGGUUUUAUGAAGCUGAAAGAUAAGGAUAAGGAGAAAGACGAUGGUAGCGGUGUUGGUUCCGGUGGCAGCGGCAGUAAGCAGGGUGCAGUGGGUGUGAAGAAGGCUCUUGGUGCGAAGGAGAAGCUUGGUGGCAAACAGUCGCUUCUGCUGCAGACCGGCAGUGGAGAGUUGAUGGAGACGGACAAAACUAGCCCGCUGACGGUGACGAAACGGAAGAGCAGUAGUAUCGAUAUUAUCAGUGUGCCGGCGAGUAUGGUUGGAACCGGCGAACUGAUCAAUUUUAAGCAAUCGGCACCGGUGCUCUCGAACGGUGGUGUUCUGAUGAGUGCCGGAGGUGGUGACGAUAAGGGUUUGAAUAUGUUAAACUCAACGGAACGUAACGGGGCCGGUAACUCACUGGAGGUGGGGGAAUCGUUUGAUUCUGGCAGCGAAAUGGUGAUGAAUAACAACAACCCGGAAAAAUCGGUGCUGGAUGUGAAGACGCAUAGCAGUAUACAAGUUAGUCAAGUUUAAGAUUUAGUUGCAGUGUACCUUUAUGAGUUUUAUAAACGUGUAUAGUUGGCUUUUUGGCAGUAUUUUGCUUUAGGCGCCAGUGGGUUCUACGUCCUUUGUUUGUGAUUAUGUUUUCGGUUCUGUUGGAAGCUAUCGUUUGUUUAAGUUUUAUUCAAAGCAGUUUCGUACUCCCUAGAAUGAUGUAACUGACUUCUGAGCACUGUGAGUGGUCAAUAUAGCGUUGUAAUAUUAGCUGAUAACCACAAGUCUGACUCUUUUGCUAUUUCGAUUCAAAUGGAUUAACCGUCAAUCGUAGACGUUAGCGAGCUAAAAGACAUGCACAAAAGCACCGUAGGUAGUCUGUUACUUCAUUUUCAAGGGGUUGCGAUGCUUAUAGCUAGUUACUCGUAUUAUUUAAUUACAUUUGUUAAUAUUAUAUUCAUAAGAUUUUCUCGGUUGAUAUUACUCGAAUUGACGCUAAUUUAGCCAACUAUAGUAAUGCUUCUUCAUCGCUGAAGCUGCUGCUCAUGAUAUCCGGAAAAUCCAGACCUUUAAGCUCACAAUCUAAUUCUGAAAAGUUCAAAGUUAACCACAUCUCCACUUGUCUUCCACCAUCCAUUUGUUGUGCAUCCAUCACUCAAGCAAACGGUCAAUCAAACAUAUUCGCAUAAAAUAUGUUCAUUUAAUUUUCACAAUCGUUUGAACUGAUUUGUUGGCAUUCCUAUAUUUUAUUAGCAGUUUUUUGGUUACACGGAAAACCGAUUCAUCACAAUUUCAACUAAAAAAUUAGUUGAGUUUUUGGUUUCGUCUAGUUAAUAUUUGGGCGAACUAAAUUUUUGUUGAAAACAAUAAUCCAACGUUGUUGGUUUGAUGCUGUCAGUUUCAGUCUGGACACGAACGUUUCAUCCUAGCACAAAACUUAAAAAGCUAAAGCACAAAACUUGAAAAGCUACAUGAGCUAAAGCUUGAAACGCUUGUCUCAGCUUGUAACGCUUGUUUUAGUCCAGACACAAUUGCAUAUGCCGUUACACUACCUUUUCAGCCAAGACACAAACGACUAGAAUUCAACUAAUCUCAUUGUUGAAUUAAACUGCUUCAUCGUAAAAUACAACAUAGGAUAUUUCAAACGUUUUGUUUCACCGACCGACGGAUGAAAGGUAUGGAAUUAAAUUGUUGAAAAAUUCCGUAUGUCAGUAAUUCACACGUAAAUAUAAUACAGAGUUAUGUUUCUCAUAAUGUUAUCUUUUUAUAAACUGCAAUCUUAAAUGAGACGAAAUAGCCAAAGGUAUUUAAGGAUUGUUGGAAAUUGAUUGAUUUGAAUUUUAGAAUAAAGGUAUAUUUUUUUUCUAUUUAGUCACAAACACUAUCCAGCACUACAAAAAAAACUUCAUACUUAUUCCACAUCUAGUUUGGAAUCUCAAACGAUGAAAAAUAAUUAUCAUAUUGCAUAUUACAUUGGUUAAUAAUUGAAAUGUUAUUAUAUAAUCGACUAAAUCUGAAAUAGAAUGAUUUUGACAAUUUUAGACAAUACUUUCAAUUUUCAGUGCACAUGUAUUGAAAAAAAUGCCAAUAAAAAUCAUCCCUUUAUUGAAAUGUUUUUAAAGAAAAACUAGGUAAAACCAAAAUGAGGUCAGUUGAAUUUCUGUUUUUUUUUGUGUACUGGUUCAGGUAGUUGCGUCCAGGAUAAAACAAGCUUUCCAAGCUGAGACAACUACCUACGUGCUUAACCGUUAUGCCCAGCGUGUAUGAACAUAGUUGCUGUCGCUACCUUGAUGUAUUUCAGUAAGGUGUGCAUCUUAGCUACUUGCUGUCAUUUCGUAUGAUGUGCGUCUUGAAUCAAAAUCAAUAAUAAUUUUCAAUAACUAUUAUUUGAGAAUCUCUCAAAAUUAAGAGAAAAUUUAGUUACGUUAUUCAUUUUUCUGUUGAAAUCAACUAAUUAGGAAAAAAAAAUUUGUUUUGUUAUUUUCUUCAUCGAAUGGCUUUCAGUGUAUAUUAAAAUACUUCAUUCAAAAUGUUCCCCGAUCUUUUAGAUUUUUCCAAUUACAGCACACAUUUACUGCUUCGUUAUCGGUUCUUAUUGCAUAAUAAAUCACACGGCUGCUGCUGAUAGUAAGCAAAUAAAUUGAAAUAAUGUUCUUUAGGGUUGAGUCGGAUCUGAAUCCUGAAUUAUUUGACACAGUGAUGAUGCAUAAGCUUCAGUCUCUCUGCACAUCGACUGCACGCCUAUUGUGUUCGAUUUCGCACAGCUUGAAAGGUCGAGGCUUGCCUGAAGCUGACCAUCUCUUCGUGGUACCCGGUUAAUCAUCACUAGCUGAUUUCUCUUCCGGCAUACUCGCUGGGCCGAGAUCGCAAGGCUGAAAAUCGUAAGACCGAAUUUACAUAAGGCCGAAUCUAAAAGGCUGAAAAAUCAAAAGACGAACUUUUAAAUGGCAAACUUUCUGGAAAACGAAAUUUCAAACGGCAAACUUUUCAGAAGGCGGAAUUUCAUAAAGCAAACUUUUUAGAAGGCGCAAGUUGAAAAAGCAAACUGAUAUCAGCAUUUCGAUACGAAAUUUCUUCCACAUCGAUCGGAUUCGAAUCGUUGUUAUGACGUUUUUUUGUGUAGAAAGGCAUUGGUUGUUGCUUCUAAAAACAGUAACCAUCCUACCAGCGAAAUGGUCCUGUGCAUUGGUUUUGUGCUCCAUAGUCACAUUCCAGUUCACAUUUUUUUCUUUGUCUUCUAAUUUAUUGGCUUAAAACAACUCAAAUAAUAGAUGUGUUUUUGAAGACCCCUAACGGAGACUCCCAGUUGCCAGUUACUUAGAAAUUAUAGAAACCAUUUACCAUUAGUUUACUAUAAUUGAAUAGGGGAACCCGGGGCUAUAAAGACCGUGACGGUAAUUCGGAUCCCCUCGAUUUCUCAGAAAAUCGUAAGACUUUCUAACUGUCGUACCUAUUCGUGGAAGCGCCGUUCUGAAACAUUAAUUUUGACAGAUGAAUCUCAUUCUACAGAUUUUUUAGAAAGGAGAUACAAACUGCUUCAUUCUUUCGUUUUUCUCCAAACAAAAAUCAUUAUGGGUCAUUCAACGCGAAGUGAUCAAAAAAGAUGCAAACUUGAAAUCGACCUUCACGGAUUUGAACCAAAUGUGGAGGAAUUGUUCAUCUAGGGCCAAUAUAUAAAAACCCAAAUUUUUGUGACAAUUGAACCACCCUUCGGGUCAUGGGAGCACCCCCCGUUUUGGCAAAUUGCCAACACCCUUGAUUUUCUUUUGAUCUUAUCUCCGGUUCAAUUUACUCUAGAAUCAAACCACAAGAUGGCUUUUGUAGAAAAUUGUUCAAGGAAUCUAGAAAAAAUAUUAUUUUUUGCCGGCAGUGAUGCCAACUAUGCAAUUUUUUCAGUUAAAUAUUAAAAGUUAAUUUUUCUCUCAAUAUGUAUAUUUUAAUUUUGAAAAUUUUAAUGCCAUCGUGUUCCUCAGACAUUUUUACAUAAAAAACACUUAUCCCAAUAUAAUAUGAGCGCAUCCUGAGAUACACCGUUUUGAAGGGAAAAACUCCGAUUUUCUCAUAUAAAAAUCCAUUUUUAUUGGCCAAAAUUGAGAAAAUCUUCGAACGGUCAUAAAAAUCGACCCUGAUCUGCUAGAAGCAAACCAAAAACAUAGUUUUUCAUCAUUUCUCGCCUACUUCACAAAAAAUUAGGUUUGAACUCAGAAUACUCAAGUUGGUUUUUUAGUGUUGUGCGCUUGCGAUUUUAUAUAGGAAAUUGCGGUUUUUUCUCUUCAAUACGGUGUAUCUCAAGAUGCGCUCAUAUUAUAUUGGGAUGAUAAGUGUUUUUUAUGUAAAAAUGUCUGAGGAACGCGAUGGCAUUAAAAUUUUCAAAAUUAAAAUAUAUAUAUUGAGAGAAAAAUUAACUUUUAAUAUUUAACUGAAAAAAUCGCAUAGUUAUCAUCACUGCCGGCAAAAAAUAAUAUUUUUUUUCUAGAUUCCUUGAACAAUUUUCUUCAAAAGCCAUCUUGUGGUUUGAUUCUAGAGUAAAUAGAACCGGAGAUAAGAUCAAAAGAAAAUCAAGGGUUUUGGCAAUUUGCCAAAACGGGGGGUGCUCCUAUGACCCGAGGGGUGGUUCAAUUGUUAAAAAAAAUUGGGUUUUUAUAUAUUGGCCCUAGAUGAACGAUUCCUCCAAAUUUGGUUCAAAUCCGUGUAGGUCGAUUACACAUGCCUUGAUCACUUCGCAUGGAAUGACCCUUAUACAUAAUGGUAAAACCACGAUUAAAGUAACAAAUAAAAGUGAAAAAAUAACAGAUAAGUGUUUUAGAAAGCUUGAGGCUCCUAUUUUAUGGAAUGAUUAUUGUUUGUGUGAAAACAAAGAUAUUUCCAAGACGCUCACCACUUUUGUGCGAAACGAUCAUACGGGGUUAUUCGGACCCCCCAUUCCAUCAACCACCGUUCAGCGGCUGGCAACUGCGCACACGGUUGCACACAUCACAGCAAAGAAAAUUCAUGAUGCGCCAAUCGACAGCUGUAACUGCCCAGAUUAAUUUUUUUAGCGUAUUUUUUUUUGCUUCUCAGAGAGUUUCUCAAAUAAAUAUUUCCUAGGUCAACAUAAUUUCAUUGUAAAAGAAUGGAAAACGUAGAGUUUUGUAAACCGUCACCGUUCGCUGCCAUGGAGCGGCACUGAAAUGAUGUACAGCUGCUGAAGAUAGUCGUUGGAAGCGACGGCCCCUCGUAAGCAAACCUGUGAUCUUCGCGUAUACCCGGUUUACUCGAACAUAAAGAUUGAUUCCUUCUUUCAAACGUGAGAAGUUCUUUAAAUUUGUAUGCAAAUAAAUUUUGCAAGCAAAUUUGUGAACUUCUGCCUAAUAUACUGAAACAUAGCGGUUGAUUCGAGCUUUUUUGAAUCUGUAUUAAAAUCGAAAUUAGUGCACAUUUCGACUUAAAGUUUGACGGGUUUUAGAGCAUUUAUCCUUCUUUGGCAUUUGAAAAACUUCGUACGUAAACCCACGAUCUACCCGAUUGCCCGGUUUACUCAAAUAUAGGGAUGAUCCAAAAAUGACGUAGCAUUUUUUGAGUGAUUUUUAGCACCCCCCUCCUCCAUCGUAGCAUUUCGUCACAAAAUUCCAUAUACCCCCCUGAUAAUUACGUAGCUUGACGGUAACCCUCACCCCCCUCGUUGUCCCCGUAAAAAAUUUAAAAAAAAUCAAAAACGAUGUUAGUUAGAUGAAACGGGUAAGAUUGUCGUGACAUCUGGUCAACCCCUAUUCCCCUUUAAAAAAGCUACGUAGCAUGACAUGACCCCCUACCCCCCCUGUCGUCACACAUCAUCACAAAAUACAAAACUCCCCCCUGCCCCAUAUAAUGCUACGUCAUUUAUGGAUGGUCCCAUAGGGCACAAUACUUUGGAGGAUAUUUUCAUACCUUAUGUCACAUUGUAUUUAUCUUACACGACUAUUAUGUCAAAUGAUCAUGUUAUGUCUAAUGCCCAACGAUAUUAUACUGAAAAACUUUAUGCCAAACAGGGACAAUUUUUCAUGCGUUGUGGUGCAUUGUUCUGACACAUUUUUGAAUUUAAUCAUUAUUUAUUUAUAAACUUUCGAGGUAGUAACUAGGAACAAAGUUCAAUGCGUUUCAUUGCUCGUAUUCAUAUGACGGUUAGUGAUGAAUAAAAUAUAUGAAGAUGAAAUUUCCUGGUCCAUGGUCCCAGUUACAAGGAAAAUGCAGCUUUUUGAGUCACCAUUACAAAUAGCUUACCGAAGCAGAUGUUUCAUACUGAACUUUGAAUGUUUCAUGUUGGAAAAUGUCUUAAGCCUUUUCUCCCCUUUAUUCCACCACUCCAUACGUUCCAUCAUUUAAAGAACUUGAAAAACUAUUCAGCCAAAGGCAAACUUUUGCCGGAUAGCACUUUGAGCUCUUUGAGAAUUUUUCACAUAACUCAAUCAUGAAAAAAAUUCAAUGGAUUAUCUAUUUGUGCUCUUUUCAAAUAUCACAAAAGGAACCUUCCCCUCAUAACAAAUAUUUGAGUGAUAAUCCAAAUGAAACCAUUGUUACGAACUUCUUAGUUAUUUUUUUUUAAUUUUCGGUCAACUACUUUACUCUGGCAAAAAGUUUUCUGAAUUUUGAUUCUUCGUAAAGAAAAUUUUUCUGCGCUCUGGUAUUUUUUAGAGAUAAUAUUUUUUGGGAUUUGGCGCUUUCUGUAAAAUAUAUUUCCGUGGAAAAAAUUUCGGCAUUUUAUUGUCUGGGGGAUGGUUUUCUGGCUAAUGUUAUAGAAUCUAAAUAUAGCUAUGCCAAACGACUAAUUAUGCUAAAUUAAAAUUUUCUAAACAUGAACAUAAUUAUCCUCAGCAGUAGCACGGCUCAAAAUUAUGCCAAAUGGCCUCGCUUCUCGCACAGUUUUAAGUUAUGUCUAUUGCCAUGAAAAUAAAAAUAUAUGUCAAUUGACCUUCAGUUUGACCACUUCUCAAAAUUACGCCCAAAGUCCGUUAUGCCAAAUAGAUAUGUGCGCCGAUUCAUUUUCGAUCGGCGGUGGCGUAAGUUAUAUUUUUAGACGACGGCGGCGGCGUUUGCGUCGUCACACUCUUGGUACUUACCGUCGGCGUGUGUCGGCGUGACCAAUAUCGACAUUAUUGACAGUCAUGGCAGUAUUCUAUUGUAACAGACUGCAGCAUAAAAGGCUGGUUGUACUAAUGAGGAAUUCUAUGAAGGUCCGUCCGAAAAUCUCCAAAAUCCUGACCGACCAUUUUAUAUUCCGUUGAAACUUUUCAGGAUUCAUCGGCAUGGAAGACUAAACAUUUUCCACAGUCAAUAAGAUUAUUUUCACUCAAGCGCAUUUUUUUAAAAGGGCGUAGAUGUUUCUAUGCGCAUUAAUUUCAAUUUUUUUGUUCGGUUACUCUAUUUUAUACAGAAAAACUAUCUGAGAACAAGUUACAGGGAAUGAAUACUUCUUCACGAAAAAAUAUACACUGAAAAAAAUAUUGUGUCAUUUUUUACCAAAACAAAAUCUUAUAUUAAAACAUAAAAUUGCCAUAAAACCCAUUUUUUUUAAAUUUUUGUAUUUUGUCAACAAAACCCUAAAGAGAAAAAAAGACAUUUUGAAUGUAAUUGCAUGAUGGAGAACUUAUCGGUAAAUAAGUUUUUCUAACAAUAACUUUAUACAUGUUUUUAAAUUGCAUACUGAUUGGCAUACAAACCUGUAAUUUUAUUACAGAAUAUAAUUCUAAGUAUAAUUUUAAAUCAAAAUGCAUUUAACGAAAAUCUUCUAAAAUGCGAUAGUUUUCGAGAUACUUGGAGAGUUGCUCCUACAAAAGCAAUUAAUUGGUGUAAGUAUGCCCUUUUUAAAAGUUAUUCAAAUUACCACAUCAUAAAAUGACAAAAAUCUAAUGUUUAUCGUUUUAAAGACGUAAAACAAACUUUUUCAAUGUAUUCGGAUCAUCGAGAAACUUUUGACAUAUUUUUAUAAUUCCUACUAUUUGCAGUCAAAAAUACAAUUUUAUUUUUGAAUGUGAUUCUAACCGCCAUUUUAAAUCGCAAUGGUCAUAACAAAAAUUUUCGGAAAUGUGGUAGUUCUCGAGAUAUUUUAAAUUUUGUUUUAAAAUCACAAUUAUUUUGUAUUAUUAUGACCUUUUCAUAAGCCAUUCGCGUUUCUCCAUUAAAAGGAAUAGGUUUUUCGAAAAUCCCACAACAUUUCCUAUAACUUUCUCUUUGACAUCAAGGCGAUAUUGUAAACCAUUUGAAAGCUAUAUGAAAACAACCAACAUUUUAUUCAACUACAUAGUUUAAUCAUCAGACCCUAUGGUUGAAUAAUAUUUUGAUUGUUUUUGUGUAGCUUUCAAAUGGUUUACAAUAUCGCCUUGAUGUCAAACAGAAAUCUACAUUGAAUUUUAUGGGCUUUUUUAAAAAAAAACCUAUUGUUGUUGACAGAGAAACGCGAAUAACUUAUGAAUAGGUCAUAAUAAAACAAAAUAAUUGUGUUAUUAAAACAAACUUUAAAAUAUCUCGAGAACUACCACAUUUCAGAAAUUUUUUGUUAUGAGCAUUUCGAUUUAAAAUUGCGUUUAGAAUCAUAUUCAAAAGUAAAAUUGUAUUUUUGACUUCAAAUAGUAUGAAUUAUAAAAAUAUGUCGAAAGUUGUUGUUAUGAAAACUUUUUUUUAAAAGCUCCAAAUACAUUGAAAAAGUUUCUUUCACGUCUUUAAAAUGAUAAAUAUUAGAUUUUUACUAUGCUAUAUUUAGAUUAGAUUUUUGACAUUUUAUGAUGGGGUCAUGCGAAUAACUCCUAAAAGGGCAUAAUUACACAAAUUAAAUGUUUUUGUUGGAGGGAAAUUCCCAAAAACUCUAAAAUUAUCGCAUUUUGGAAAAUUUUUGUUAAAUGCAUUUUGAUUUAAAAUGAUACUUAUUCUGUAAUAAAAUUACAGUUUUGUAUGUUAAUUAGUAUGAAAUUUAAAAACAUGUAUAAAUUUAUUGUUAGAAAAACUUUUUUACCAACACGUUCUCCAUCAUGCAAUUACAUUCAAAAUGUUUCUUUUCUAUUUAGGUUUUUGUUGACAAAAUAUAGAAAAUUUAAAAAAAUUGUUUAUUUUUGCAAUUUAAAUUUUUAAUAUAAAUUUUUGUUUUUGUAAAAAAAUGACACAAUAUGAUUUUCAGUGUAUAUUUUUUUCGUGAAGAAAUUUUCAUUCCCUGUAACUCGUUCUCAGAAACUUUUGCUGUAUAAAAUAGAGUAAUCGACCAAAAAUCAUUGGAAAUUAAUGUACGUAGAAACGUUUAAGCCCUUUUGAAAAAUCGCUCUUGUAUAAAAAUAUUGCAAUUGCCAGAAAAAAUCAUGGUGAUUCGUAAACCGAACACAACUGCAAAGUUUCGUUCGAAUCGACGAACGACGUCAUAUUUUGCGGUCGGCCGGUUUCUCAUGGAAUCCUUCUAAUACUGAACAUCAUUUCUGGGUGGAGCUCGACCACACGACGAAUAAUUUAUGAGAUCAGAUACAUAUCCUCACUGCCGCCAGAUCACGGUCACAACUUGAUGAAUAAUAAAUAAACCUCGAAUUGAUAAAAAUAUUUGUGUUUUCAUGAAACUAGUUCACGCAAAAAAUACAUGGCGUUGUACUCGAACGUUUAAUAGGGUUACUGUGUUUGUGUCCGCGUGGCCAAUUCUCACCCCAGUGGGUCCGGGUUCAAUCCUAUCCGAGGUCGUUGAGGUGUCUGAAGUGAAAAAUCUGUUAUCACGGCUUCCUUUGGAAGGGAAGUAAAGCCAUUGGUCCCAUUCUACGCGUAGAUAGGCCGAUAUCUAGAGUCCAGAUGGUGGAGUCACCUCUCUCGCAUCGGCACUCAGUGCGGACAGAGGCCGACGGAAAAUAAGACAAUAAGACUUUAUCGUCUAAAAAAGCCGAAAAUUCUUUCGACGUUUCGGUCCUUAUUGGACCUUUCUCAAGGAAACUGUGAAUUUUAUUGUUUUAUUGUAGAUGACAAUUCCAAAAACUCAAAAUAACUUAAUGGGCACAAUAAAAUUCACAGAUUCCUUAAGAAAGGUCCAAUAAGGGCCGAAACGUCGAAAGAGCACACAGGAGUUCUUUAAUAAAAACAGAAGAGCCGAUUCCUAACCUAAAGAAAUAAACUAUAAGGGACCAUCCAUAAAUGACGUAGCAUUAUAUGGGGGAGGGGAGAGUUUUGUAUUUUGUGAUGAUGUGUGACGACAGGGGGGUAGGGGGUCAUGUCAUGCUACGUAGCUUUUUAAAGGGGAAUAGGGGUUGAUCUGAUGUCACGACAAUCUUACCCGUUUCAUCUAACUAACAUCGUUUUUGAUUUUUUUUAAUUUUUUUACGGGGACAACGGAGGGGUGAGGGUUACCGUCAAGCUACGUAAUUAUCAGGGGGGUAUAUAGAAUUUUAUGACGAAAUGCUACGAUGGGGGAGGGGAGUGUUAAAAAUCACUCAAAAAAUGCUACGUCAUUUAUGGAUCAUCCCUAAACAGUCGAAAAUACAGCCAGCUCCUUUUGACAAUUAAUUGUUUAUAGUUUUGGCGUUGGAAUAAAUAGAAAUUAAAUCAAUAAAUAAGAUUUUGGCUUCUGAAAACUUGAGUAGUAUAUUUUUGAAAUCUUAUUGUUUUAGCAGGGCGCCAAUUAGGUAACAAGGGAAAACUAUGGUCAGGAAUUUCAGCAAUUGAUUAUUUGACAUAUUCCUUAUAAUUAUUCUUGUUGCUCAUUUGAUAUUUCUACCCUUUCAAAAUAAGGGUGCAUGUUUGAAUAUUCCUCCUUCGGCAUGUUGUCGUUUGAAAUUAGUUAGAAAAUUAAUUAGAAAUUAGGAAUGAUUGUAUUAAUCGCAAAUGAUUUCUUCCACGAUUAAUCAAUCAAGAAGAACACAAUGUGAAACAAUUGAAUAUUAAAAAAAAGUUUGCUCUAUGAGUUUUGACCUUUUGGAUUUUUGAGUUUUCCGCCAUUUGAUUUUUUCAACUUUUUAGUAUUAGGCCUUUUGAAUUUUUGCCUUUUGAAAGUUCGUCUUACUUUUUUCGGUCCUUUGAUUUUUAGUCUUUCGAUACUAAAUCAUACUGGGAACAUGUGCAUUGUGCAACUCACUGUACAACAACGUGUCUAUAUAUUAACCCAUUCCUCAUUUUUCAUUAUCAAUCAUUUCCAUUUUGGUAUGACAUAUUUGGAUCAAGUUUUAAGAGAAUUCGAUGAACAAAUCCUAGCGUGGAUAACUUUGACGAAAAAGCAUCAAUACAGCUCCGUCCAGUCAAAAGAAACUUGAACACCGACCUCUUAUACAUUGACCAAAGUGUGACGUUAUGUAGCAUGCACACCAAUCCUCACGCGCUACCCGAUCCUUCAAUACCAUUCAAUAAUGAUGUGUAAUGCUGUUUAAUGCCACCCGACAUUGAACCAAUCUCCUGGUCAUUAUAUUGAAAGAAAAAGCUUCGCAUUACUCCCCACUGAGUCGUAUCGAAGGAACGUGUCUUCUCAAUGGUCUUCAAACAAUGGAGUCACUUGGUUCCCUACAUCGCAAAAAAUAUAAAAUUAUCGGGGUUCCCAAAUCACGUAGUGCUACGCUACUACUUCAAAGUAUCGCCUGAUAAAACAACCGCCGAUAUCUGACCGGUUCGUUCUAAAACGUGCUAGUAAUUUACAUACUGAAAUGACAAAAAUCACUUGUAACGUAAAAUAAACAACAAAACGACUAAUCUUCUCUCACCAUCAGCUCUGGCGGAUCUGAGUCCACACAAACCUAUCGUAUGGCACUUUCCGGAGUACCGCUUCACAGUCGUGUGUUAUCGACCGGAAAACGUCACUGUCACUGUAUUGAAUCUCUGUUUGCGAAAGCGAAAAAAAGCAAAAUCGAACCAACUCAACUCACUUGAUGUUCACAAAGAGCUGGCUGAUCAUAGAGCUUAUGCGGUGCGGUCGUUUUUUUUUAUUUCAUCUCAA
Molecule: messenger RNA, 13735 nt
Organism: Topomyia yanbarensis
Lineage: Eukaryota; Metazoa; Arthropoda; Insecta; Diptera; Culicidae
Gene: Hyccin
Product: hyccin
Exons: 7
Coding region: 634-2379 (581 amino acids)
Biological process (GO): phosphatidylinositol phosphate biosynthetic process; protein localization to plasma membrane
Cellular component (GO): plasma membrane
Source: RefSeq, a predicted model, not a curated record